AGAACCCCCACAAACCCUAGCCACCGCUAGCAAGGAAUGGCCGCCCUCCUGCGGCUCACCGCAGCCCGAUCCGCCCUCCCCCAGCGCACCCUCGCCCCACACCGGAGGCUCCGCACACGCAAGUUCAUGACCAACCGUCUUCUCUCCCGCAAGCAGUUCGUGCUCGAGGUCAUCCACCCCGGCCGCCCCAACGUCUCCAAGGCGGAGCUCAAAGAGAGGCUGGCGAAGAUCUACGAGGUGAAGGACCCCGACUGCAUCUUCGUCUUCAAGUUCCGAACCAACUUCGGAGGCGACAUACUAUGCCACGGCCGGAGGAGGAACCGCUGUUGGCCUACUCCACCUCCAUGGCUCCACCUGUCUGCUCUCUGUCUGCGCAGCACGACGAUCGCAUCGCGUUCUACAUUCUCCGCCCUCCCCGCUCCCCCUACUCUGCUUGGUUUCCCAGAAGAUUUGAUUGGUUUCCCCAAAUCUGGUGACUCCAUUCCUGUUGUUCACCGGCAGGCCCCAAAUCUGGCGAAGAUUUGAUUGGUUUCCCCAAAUCGGGUCGUCCCCGACCUUCCUCCGCUUCUUCAUGAGGUACAGGCCCGCGAGCAGCUCGAGCUUCUAGCCGGACAGCUUCUUCGGCAGCCUGUCGUCGUCGUCGUCGUCGUGCAGCACCUCUACCGUCAUGUUCCACAUCUUCACGCAGUUGAGCUGGUAGUCGUCCGUGCCGGUGGACGCCGAGAAGCCGAAGUAGGCGUCCCUGGCGGCGACGACCGCGGAGAGGUCCAGCGACGCGUUGAGCGCAGCGGCGGACGGCUUGGUGCCGUUGGGCGAAAUGUACGCCUGCAGGCGCCGCGCGGCGCCGUCGUAGUCGACCCAGACGAAGUUGCUGCCGUCACUGGCGCCGGUGUCGCCCGGCGCGAGCUCGAUGCCCAGGGCCGCGAGCGGGCAGGUGGCGCUGGAGGAGCGGACGUCGUUGACGUCAAGGCCGAUGUGGUUGCCGUCGGGGUCGUAGGGCUGCUUCAUCGUGUCCAACUCCACGGCGGCGAACCCGUUGGAGAAGGACGCCACGCGGCGGCCGUCGGCGACGACGCUGGACGCGUUGGAGUUGGCGGCCGCCGCCCAGAGCACGAAGGGCGUGGAGUAGAAGACGCGGCCGGCCUGGUUGGCGAGGUACGUGCUGAAGUUGUUGCCGCUGUUCGGGGUGACCUGCAACGCCCCCUGGCUGACGGUGGAGUUUCCGGUGAACGUCAGGUUGGUGGAGAGCUGGAGCCGGUUCUGGUUGAACUUGGGGAAGGAGAAGCUGGUGGUCUCCCUGCCGGUGA
Molecule: messenger RNA, 1307 nt
Organism: Zea mays
Lineage: Eukaryota; Viridiplantae; Streptophyta; Magnoliopsida; Poales; Poaceae
Exons: 2
Coding region: 37-525 (162 amino acids)
Biological process (GO): translation
Cellular component (GO): ribosome
Molecular function (GO): structural constituent of ribosome
Source: RefSeq, a predicted model, not a curated record